This is a messenger RNA of Cokeromyces recurvatus, 3829 nucleotides long. RefSeq names its product cytochrome P450. The transcript is spliced from 4 exons. NCBI's taxonomy places the organism in Eukaryota, Fungi, Mucoromycota, Mucoromycetes, Mucorales, Mucoraceae. Gene Ontology annotation, molecular function: iron ion binding; monooxygenase activity; FMN binding. The record is from RefSeq and is a predicted model, not a curated record. Gene Ontology annotation, cellular component: cytosol. The coding region runs from base 45 to 3689 and encodes 1214 amino acids.
UUUUUUUUAUUUUUUAUUGUUAUAUUUAUUUAUUUAUUGAAAGUAUGGUGUUUGACAAUACAACAUCGUUAAUUAUUGCAUUAAAAGGUUCUACUAAUAUCGAAGAUGAGGGUCGCAUUAUUCGUUUUGGUAAUGGUGCUAACUUGGACACGAUUCGUGGCCUUGCUGCAGAAAAAUUAAGCAUAGUUAGUGGCAUUGCUGAUAUUCAAUUUUUGGACGUAAAUGAGCGCUUAAUAGAUAGUAUUGAUUCCCUCAGAAAUCAACAAGUAGUUUAUAUUGAUAUGAAGCAACAAAUCAAAGAAAUUAUUCCUGGUCCUGCCUGUUUACCUUUUGUAGGAAGUCUUUAUGAAUUAUUACCCAACAUAACUGAAGGUUGGGAUCGUCAAUUUAAAGCUUAUGGUCCUCUGGUUGAGGUAAAUAUAUUGGGAAGGAAAGUAGUUGGAACCAAUCAUCCAGAUAUUGCAGAAAUAUUUGCAAAGGAAUCUGAAUAUUUUACAAAGAAAGUAACAAAUUCUGGUUUGAUGGAGAUUAAGGCAUUUGGUGGUCAAGGUCUUUUUACAUCAGAUACAGAUGAAAUGGAUUGGAAACUUGCUCAUAAGUUGUUGAUGCCUGCAUUUAGUCCUAGAGCUGUGAAGGUUUACCAAAAAGAAAUGGGUAUCAUUACUCAACAAACUAUAAAGAUUUUUGAACAAUAUACACCUGAUGAGCCUGUUGAAAUUCUGGAUUGGACAACUAAUCUUACAUUUGAAACAAUUGGUCGUAUUGGAUUUGGAUAUAAUUUUAAUAUACUUUCAAAACGUGAUCAACCACCUAAUGAAUUUAUUGAAGCUAUGGGCUAUUGUUUAAAGCAGGCUAUCCAACGUAUGCAACAGGCUCAAUUUAUGAAGCGUUUACCUCUCGAGGCAAAUCGUAAGUUUGAUCGAGCAGUAAAGUUAAUGCAUGAUACAGUGGAUACCGUGAUUGCAGAACGUAAGAAAAGCCCAGAUGCUGGUAAUAUGGAUAAAGACUUGUUGGGUUAUAUGUUAAAUGCUCGCGAUGAACAUAACUUGGGAUUAUCGGACGAAAAUAUCCGUGAUCAGGUCGUUACCUUUUUGAUUGCUGGACAUGAUACGACUGCUAAUACACUUGCUUGGACUCUUUAUGAACUUUCUCGACAUCCUGAUAUUCAAGCCAAGGUACUUCAGGAAAUUGCUGAUAAUCAUAUCACUUGGGACACUUUACCUACUUCUGAACAAAUCUCAAACCUUAAAUACAUGCAUCAAGUCAUUAAAGAAGUACUUCGUCUCUAUCCUCCUGUUCGUUUUCUUGGAAAAUUCUGUAAACAAGAUUGUAUUGUUCCCGGUGGUUACAAAAUCAAGGCUAAUACCUCAUGUUCUAUCAGCGUCUAUUCGUUACAUCAUAAUGAGGCUGUUUAUCCUAAUCAUAAUCAUUUUGAUCCUGACCGUUGGACGAGUGAAGAAGAACAGAAGCGUUCUCGAUUUGCUUGGUUACCAUUUAGUACAGGUCCUCGUGGUUGUAUUGGUAUGGCAUUUGCAUUACAAGAGGCAAAGACAGUCUUGGCUAUGCUCUUGAACCGUUUUGAAUUCCGCUAUGAUGGUCCUGAUGUACAAUAUGAUCCCAAGAUGGCCACUACAAAACCUGUAGACUUGAAAAUGACAAUUCAUCCUCGUGAAAAUUUCCCUGAGCCUGGUGCUCAAACCGUUCCUCCUUCAGCCUCUUCCUCGUCUGCUGGCAUGGAAGAUAAAAAGGCCGAUUUACCUGCUUUCCCUACUGCAUCUACCUCAAAUGUUGAUUUGCCUCCUGUCACAUUCUUGUUUGGUACACAGACCGGUACAGCCCAAGAUUAUGCCAAUCUACUUGCAACUCAAGCCAAAAAUUUUGGCUUCAAGAAAGUGACUCUUUGUGAAAUGGAUAACUGGAAGGUGCUUCAGGAUGGAAAAUUUAUCUCGAAUGAUCAAAAAAAGCGUUCCGAUCAGGAACUGGUUAUCAUCUGUACUGCCACCUAUAAUGGCCAACCUCCUGAUUCUGCUGAAAAGUUUAACAAAUUCCUAGAUGAAAAAUUGAUGUUAGAUAAUCAUGAACACCUUUUAAAGGGUCUUUCUUUCGCUGUCUUUGGUCUUGGUAACAAGAACUGGCAAACUUAUCAAGCUUUCCCUAUUAAAGUAAUUAAUUUUCUUGAGGAACUUGGUGCUGAUCAAUUCUUUACAAGUGGUGAAGGUAAUGCUGAUAAAGAUAUGGAUAGCGUUUUUAAUGAAUGGUGUGCCCAUUUUUGGACCCACACUUUGGACGCCUAUGGUCUCAUUGCUUCUGAAACUAAUUCUGUUGUUCCCACAGCUGCAUCUACAGUCUCUAGUCAGAAGACAGCAGUUAAAGUCAAAUUUAUUCAACCAAAUGAAAAAGACGCUUGGAAAGAUGCAAAGAAUAAUUAUUAUGGUGAACCCAAGGCGGUCUUUCAAGUAAAUCAUGAACUUCAAGCUGAAAACUCUCCUCGUAGUACUCGUCAUGUUGAAAUUGAUAUCUCUAAGUUGAAAUCCUCUGUUGAUGACAAGGAAGGUCAAGUCCUUUACCAAGCAGGUGAUCAUUUAGAAAUCAUGCCUGAGAAUGAUCCAUCGGCUGUCGAAACACUUGCUUUAAGAUUUAACUGGAUCUUAGAUUCUGUAUUUGAAAUUGACCAAGAAUCCAUUUCAGAUGUGUCUCCAAGAUCGUUAGCUGCUAAUAUAAAGGGACCCUGUACAAUCCGUAAUAUGCUUACGUAUUAUGCAGAUAUCACCUCUCCACCCUCUCGUGCUGUCCUUGGUUGUUUCUCUGCUCAACUCAAAUUAGUGGCUCCAGAUACAGCAUCUACAUUUGAAAAACUCUUAAUGCCUGAUACAAAUAAUCGAGAUCUUUACCCUGAUUUCAUUAAACAGUAUCGCACCUUAUUGGAUUUACAAGCUGCCUAUCCUCAAGUCAAUCAAUUGGAUCUGGGCCAAUUUUUAGCAGCCGUCCAAGUCAUUCAACCUCGUCGUUAUUCAAUUUCCUCAUCCCCCUUGGCCUAUCCUCAUUCUGCUCACUUAACUGUGGGCAUUGUAGAUGAUGUCGUCAACGAAAAGCAUUAUUAUGGUCUAGCAUCACACUUUAUAAAAUGUAGCACAAAAGGUCUUCAGCUUCGUGCUAAUUUGAAAUCAUCCAAGAACACCUUCAGUUUACCCAAUGAUCCUAAAGUCCCCCUAAUCUUGAUUGCAGCUGGUACUGGCUUAGCCCCCUUCCGUGGUUUCCUUCAAGAACGUAAAGCUCAAUUAGAACGUGGUGAAGAGAUUGGCAAGGUGGUGUUGUUCUUUGGCUGUCGCCGUAAAGACCAAGACUUUAUUUAUCAAGAAGAGCUUGAAGAAUAUAUCAAAUCAGGCGUUUUGACUAAAUUACAUGUUGCAUUCUCUCGUAGUAUUGAAGUAUCUCCAAAGAAAUACGUACAACAUGAGAUCUUGUCUAAUGCUACUGAGGUCUGGAAUAUGCUUUAUCCCGACGAUGAUGAAAAAAGCUUACCUGCUGCUGUCUACGUUUGUGGCAGUGGUGCAAUGAGUCGUGAUGUUCGUCGCACUUUCUGUACUAUGGCCACCUUUUUCGGUAUGGCUUCAAAUAAUGAAGAGGCAGAUAAAGUCAUUAAUCAACUUACAAAUGAAAAGCGUUAUUUAUGCGACGUUUGGGGUUAAUAAUCACACACAUACAUACAUACAUAUAUACAUGCACACACAUUAUCUUUUUGUCAUAUUUAUUUAUUUUAUUUUAUUUUUUUAUAAAAAAAGCUAUAUUUAUUUAAUAAAUAGAUCAUAAUGUAAUUUUUUAUUACUCU